Molecule: messenger RNA, 1303 nt
Organism: Tachyglossus aculeatus (Australian echidna)
Lineage: Eukaryota; Metazoa; Chordata; Mammalia; Monotremata; Tachyglossidae
Gene: ABHD3
Product: abhydrolase domain containing 3, phospholipase
Exons: 9
Coding region: 1-1236 (411 amino acids)
Biological process (GO): phosphatidylcholine metabolic process; medium-chain fatty acid biosynthetic process; medium-chain fatty acid catabolic process
Molecular function (GO): acetylesterase activity; glycerophospholipid phospholipase A1 activity; A2-type glycerophospholipase activity
Source: RefSeq, a predicted model, not a curated record
AUGCAGCUGCUCGCCCUGGACCUGCGGAUGCUGUCCCGGGAGCUCUCCCUCUACCUGGACCACCAAGUCCGGGUGGGCUCCUUGGGGGCCGCCCUGGGCUUGGCCCUGGUGCUGGGCUUCAGCGGCGCCUACGCCUGCUACUACCUGAGCAGCGUCGCCAAGAAGCCGCAGCUGGUGACGGGGGGCGAGAGCUUCGGCCGCUUCCUUCAGGACCACUGCCCCGUGGUGAGCGAGACCUAUUACCCCACGGUGUGGUGCUGGGAGAGCCGGGGGCAAACCUUAUUAAGACCCUUCAUCACCGCCAAGCCUCAGGUCCUGUACAGGAAUGAGCUUAUUAAAACCAGCGACGGAGGACAGAUUUCUCUGGACUGGUUUGAUAACGAGAGCAGCGCGAGUUUUUCGGAUGCCAGCACCAGACCCACCGUCCUGUUGCUGCCUGGCCUCACCGGAACGAGCAAAGAAUCCUACAUCCUUCAUAUGAUCCAACUCAGUGAGGAACUGGGAUACAGGUGUGUGGUUUUUAACAACAGAGGCGUGGCGGGAGAGAGUCUUCUGACCCCAAGGACUUACUGUUGUGCUAAUACCGAAGAUUUGGAAACGGUUAUUCAUCAUGUUCACAGCCUCCAUCCUUCAGCUCCAUUCCUGGCAGCCGGAGUUUCGAUGGGAGGAAUGCUGCUCUUAAACUACCUCGGGAAAUCGGGCUCCAAAACUCCCCUGAUGGCCGCCGCCACGUUCUCGGUGGGUUGGAACACUUUCGCCUGUGCUGAAUCGCUGGAGAAGCCGCUGAACUGGCUGCUCUUUAACUAUUACUUGACCACCUGCCUUCAGUCUUCCGUCAACAAGCAUCGACACAUGUUUGUGAAACAAAUUGACAUGGAUCACGUCAUGAAGGCUAAAUCGAUUCGACAGUUUGAUGAGCGGUUCACUUCAGUCAUGUUUGGAUACCGAACCAUCGACGACUAUUACGCUGAUGCCAGUCCAAAUCACAGAUUGAAGUCGGUGGGAAUUCCCGUGUUGUGCCUCAACUCCGUGGAUGACGUUUUCUCCCCACGUCACGCUAUCCCGAUCGAAACAGCGAAGCAAAAUCCAAACGUCGCUCUGGUCCUUACUUCCUACGGGGGCCACAUUGGCUUUCUGGAGGGGAUCUGGCCCAGGCAGUCCACCUACAUGGACCGAGUGUUCAAGCAGUUUACGCAGGCCGUAGUGGAGCACGGCCACGAGCUCUCAUCCAUGUAGCUCUCCGGAGUCGCGUCCGGACCGCCGCAGCAGCCCGGGAUCGAAUCCCAAGUAGGACCACUUACCC